CUGAUUGGCCAUGAGCCCAAGACACUCAAGCGUCGCUGCCUCGACGGCUUUUGUGCGCGCCAGCUGGGUUUGUGGUGGAGGGUAGGGUGGAAGUCGCCGUUAGCGAGGCAUUGACCUUUGACUGCCCCUUUCUUUUUCCCCCGCCAUGGCUUCAGAACGGGAAGCGGGCAGUGAGGGCAUCAAGUUAUCAGCAGAGGUCAAACCAUUUGUCCCCAAAUUUGCAGCAGUAACAGUGGCAUGGUCAGAGCCCUCAGAAGCAUGUGUCUUUCCUGGAUAUUAUACUACAUGUUACCCAUAUGUUCAGGAGCCACCAGUGGAUAAACAACAGCUAUAUAUUGAAGAUGUACCAUGGGAUACCUCCACCUGUCUUUCCCAGUGUGCAUCUCAGAAUCAUAGAGGAUGUACUUCUCUUGAGGAGUACACCAAUUCUCCUUAUUCUCUUGGUGCCGCACCAAAUAUAUAUGCAGUUACCAGUUUCCAGAGUCAGAACACUUCUACUAGACAGGGUACAGGGUACACCAGACAGGCUUCUUUCAUCAGAAAAGAAGGUGCAUGUUUUCCCAGGAGACGACUGGAAAAUAAUGAAACUAGACUGGAGAAUAAAAGGCCUAAUGGAAGUGAUUUUACCAGCAGAUCAACAGAAAAUUCAUCUUAUAUUGCUCUGCAUAGCAGAAAUCCUAUUAAAUCUGGUACACUGAUUUACACGAUUGAAAAAAAAAAAGAGGCCAGAAUACAUAAUAGGCCUGUUAAAGUUACAAAUAGGAAGUUCAAGCAAAUUCCAAACACUGAGCAUUUUCCAGAACCUACCUUUGAAAUGACCCUGUCAGAUUUCCCAAAACUACAAGACCUAGAAAGUAACCAUCUUCUGAAUCUUCAAAAACCUGCAUGGGGACCAGUGGGCUCAGCAGAAGGAGAUAAGCUGCCUCUGACACCUCCAGGAAAACUUGCAAUUUCAAACAAAACAAAAGAGGGUGAAGUAUCUCGGAAAAAGCAUUUCCCAGCAAGACCCUUAAGUUCUUCAUCAGAUCCUGGAGUUCCUCAGGCACACUCAGGUCUUUUCACUGAGACACCCUUGUCUUGGGCCACUAUGCUGUCACAAACUCCCAAAAAAGUUGUUUCAGUUCCAGCUUCAGUUCUUGCAAGCAAUCAUUCUGGAAGUAAAAAAACAGAUAAUGUUCCUGAAGACUAUAAGCAAUCAGAAACAAAAGAAAAUGCAAGUGACCUUGAAGAAAUAGCAGAUAAGAAGAAGAAGAAGAAGAAGAAAAAGAAAGCCAGAUCAUGCAGUGAAGUAGACAAGCUUCACACCCAGAACAUUUUAGUUCAAGAACCUCCAAGAAUUGAGGAUGCUGAAGAAUUCCCAGACUUAGCAGCUGCUUUUGAUAGAAAACAUAAACAAGCAACUGAAAAUAUCACUUGUGUAACACCUAUUAUUGAGAAGACUAAAGUAAUCCCAAGGAUCUCUAGGUUUGAGUCUCGUGACCAUUCUCCAAAGGAAUUAGUAACUCCCAAGCCAGAUGUAUCUUCAACAAGAAAAAUAGGAAAACAGAAUUCACCAGCUCCAGUAGAAAAAAGGAAAAUGCAGGAACCAUCUAAGAGCAAUAGAAAAAAGAGUCAGAUUCCUGUGCAGCUUGAUUUAGGAGAUAUGCUGGCUGUUUUGGAAGAAAAACACCAUGCAGAAAAAUUAAAGCAGUCACCUAAACCUGUGGUGCUUUCAGUUGGUGGUGCAGUAACAUUGCCCUCAAAGGAAUCUGUGAUAGUAACAAAAACUCCACAGUUAACUCAGGGAAAGACUCCACACAAUCCUUUGGACUCUAGUGCUCCAUUGGUCAAGAAGGGGAAGCAGAGAGAAGUCCCGAAGCCAAAGAAGCCAACAUCACUAAAAAAGAUUAUUUUGAAAGAGAGAGAACAGCGGAAACAGCAACUCGUUUUAGAACAGAUGGCUACGCCAAAGAAUACCGAUACUGUUGAGCAGAGUGCAGAAUCUAUUCUUGAUGAUGAGGCACAUUGUAAAACCUCCAGAGAAGAAAAUGAAAAGGAAGCCACAGUGGAUCCAGUAAUUUUGACCCAGGGUAGUUCAGAAGUGGACUUGAAAUGUACAGAAUUCAGUGGCUCCAUGCAAAACUCCGUUGCUCCAUCACAGUUGAAACCCAGCUUUCCCAAAAUCCAUAGCCGAAGAUUUAGAGACUACUGUACCCAAGUGCUUAGUAAAGAGGUUGACAGCUGCGUUACAGAUCUCUUGAAAGAGCUGGUUCGUUUCCAAGACCGCCUGUAUCAGAAAGACCCUGUCAAGGCCAAGACAAAACGCAGGCUCGUUAUGGGACUCAGAGAAGUGUUGAAACACUUGAAGCUGAAAAAGUUGAAAUGUGUCAUCAUUUCUCCAAAUUGUGAAAAAAUUCAAUCAAAAGGUGGGUUGGAUGAGACUCUGCAUCUCAUAAUCGAUUCUGCUUGUGAACAGAAUAUUCCAUUUGUUUUUGCUCUCAAUCGCAAAGCUCUAGGGCACUGUGUGAACAAAUUAGUGCCUGUCAGUGUGGUGGGAAUAUUCAGCUAUGAUGGUGCUCAGGACUAUUUUCACAAAAUGGUGGAAUUGACAAUGGAAGCAAGGCUGGCCUACAAGGAGAUGAUUUCAGCUUUAGAAAGGGAGUCAAGUGAAGAAGUAAAACAAAGUGACUGUGUGCUCCAAACCCAUCAGAAAGAGAAUUGUGCACUAGAUACCACAAUAGUGCCCCUUCAAGAGCCUGAAGACGAUGUCCCAAAUUACAGUUUUUUUGCACCUCUAGUUAAGAUCUGGAAGCGAAAGCUUGAAGAGGAGUAUAAUCCCUACAUCCUGAAGCUGGAAAAACAGUCAACCACUGACAUGUUGCCCUUGGGUGUUGAGGAGCCUCAGUAAAUCAACACUACCUUCUUUGGCAUUAUUGACUUUUUUUACUUUAUGUGUGUGUGUCUGUGUGUAUAUAGAGAUAUAGAUAUGUAAAUAGUAAAUUAUCUAAAUUAAUUAUCUGGAAUAGAGGAUAUAUAACCUGUAGCUGAAAUUCUGAGAUAAUUUAAUGCCAAAGAAUUCAGAGUUGUAAACAACUUCCAUUCUAGACUGGAUUCAGUGAAAGUGCUUGACACAUCCAAAUGGAAUACAGAAUGAGACAGGAAAUGAAUCUGGUUUGUUUGUAUUUUCAUACAGCAAUAGGGAAAUCACCUUUGGCCUAAUGCCAUGCUGCUAGUCUCUGCUUCAUAUAAGCACAGAGUCUCCAAAUCACCGUUCUCAUAAUUUCCUAUAAUUACAUCACUGAAUUUGGAUUGAUACAAAUGAACUGCAUUACACUUGUAAGUGGCUGUUUUUUCUCUGUGUAAUAGAAUAUACAUCUGUGCAUAAAAAUAUUAAUAUGAAAUGAAAGAAGAGAAGAGAAGAGAAGAGAAGGGAAAACCAUUGA
Molecule: messenger RNA, 3422 nt
Organism: Python bivittatus (Burmese python)
Lineage: Eukaryota; Metazoa; Chordata; Lepidosauria; Squamata; Pythonidae
Source: RefSeq, a predicted model, not a curated record